This is a messenger RNA of Ustilaginoidea virens, 3057 nucleotides long. RefSeq lists its product as uncharacterized. NCBI's taxonomy places the organism in Eukaryota, Fungi, Ascomycota, Sordariomycetes, Hypocreales, Clavicipitaceae. The record is from RefSeq and is a predicted model, not a curated record. Gene Ontology annotation, cellular component: membrane. Gene Ontology annotation, biological process: monoatomic cation transport; intracellular calcium ion homeostasis; transmembrane transport. Gene Ontology annotation, molecular function: monoatomic cation transmembrane transporter activity. The transcript is spliced from 2 exons. Bases 1 to 3057 code for a protein of 1018 amino acids.
AUGCCUGCAGAUAACGUCAGAGGGAGCCGCCCCCUGCGCUCCCACCCCUUCGUCGCCACUUUCUGUCUCGUUGGUCUGAUGUCGGCGUACUCUUUUUUUCGCCUGCCGUCUCAGCUUUGGAUCGGAGACUUGCGCCAUCCGGUUGGCGACGGCCAAGGGCCCUCUCUUUUUGCACGGGCUGAGCAGCUCGAGUGUUCCAAAGUUCACUCCGCGCUGGACAAGUGUGCCUUUGUGAGGAGGUAUUGCCAAGGUGACGAUGCUGGCUUGCUGCCAUAUCUCGAGUGGUACUACUGUUCCUCUGACCAGGCCCGGCCCGUGGCCUUCGUCUUGCUUGCGGGCUGGCUGGGCCUCCUGUUCACCACCAUCGGCAUUGCUGCCAGCGACUUCUUCAGCGUCAACCUGAGCACCAUUGCCGCCAUUCUCGGCCUGAGCGAAAGCCUGGCUGGCGUGACCUUCCUCGCCUUUGGGAACGGAUCGCCCGACGUCUUCAGCACCUUGGCUGCCAUGAGCUCCAACAGCCCUAGCAUGGCCGUUGGCGAGCUCAUCGGAGCUGCCUGCUUCAUCACCGGCGUCGUGGCAGGUUCCAUGGCGCUUGUGCGCGAGUUUCGGGUUGACAAGAAGACGUAUGCCCGAGACAUCAUCUUCUUCAUCGUGGCAGUCGCUUUUUCCAUGUCCUUCCUGGCCGACGGCCAAUUACGGUUUUGGGAAUGCUGGGCCAUGGUUGGAUACUACAUCCUGUACGUCGUGACUGUGGUCGGAUGCCAUUGGUACUCGACCAGGAGGAGACGGCUCCUGCGACGCGAGGGCGAGGCGCGUAGCCACUAUUACGGCAUGGCUGGGCCCGCUGACGAUGAACUGGCGGGGGAGCCCUAUCGCGACGAACCAGAAGCUGCGCAGGACGGCUCCUUGCACGACUCUCGGAGAAGUCCUAUCCCUAUCCACGACACGUUGACCCCGGAAAGAGGGCCCGGGACUGGCUCUGCCACGCAGGACGGAGACAUUGAGAAUGCGAGGUCGACGGCAGAUGGAAGCGAUGACGAGCAUGACCGUCUGGUGGCUGCCGAGGUAUCUCGAAGCAUGCGUGUCUUACGUCCAGCCAGACGCAAAUCCUACGCUUUGCCCCCCAUCCGACCAAGCUUGGUCGGCGCCGUCGAGUUCCGAUCCGCUCUGAGCCAACUGCAGCGCGAGAGCACUCUGCAGCUUUCACGCAUACCGGGGAGGAGCUACUCGGAUCACCAGAUAUCUGGUCGGCCUCGGAGAGGCACAACAAGCGAGGUUUCCGAGGGAGAGCGUUGGGAAACACUGUCGAUCCCAGGAGGAGCUGCUGCCCGAGAUCGAGCAUAUUCGUGCGCAGGGAUGCCGCCGACGGCACCGGCUCCACUGCCUGACCUGAUGGACGAGGAUGGUCUGGCCGACUCGAACUCGCUGUUCUCCAACACAAGCCUGGCGGUGCCCGGACCAACUCCAUCGACACGAAGCACCAUACCAUCUCCACCGUUCACAGUCGGAGGCAAUCUUGCUCCCCCUCCUUUGGGCCCUCCUGGCACGAGCGGCGGUGGGAAAACAAGCCAUGCUGAGCAGAGGCGUGGCGACACUGCCGGACCUAUCAAGCUGCUCAUACCCAGCCGCCGCAGCAGCCAAAGCGACGCGUCGUCGACAAACUCACCUUUUCCGCAUUGCGCCGAGUCGCCCAACGUUGCCAUGACGCCAAACGUGACCUUGGAGCGAGCCGCCGACCUUCUGUUCCCCCCAGCUGGAGUUUGUCGACGCGACAACAGCUUCCCUGACGUGCAGGCUCCGGGGACGGCAGCUCGGAGGCCAGUACGUUGGUGGCCCUAUGCAGUCCUUCCGCCGCCGCAUGUUGUCUGGGCGACGCUCUUUCCUACCCUGCAGGGAUGGAGGGACAAGUCUAUCUGGGACAAGUUCCUGAGCGCCAUAUCGGUUCCCAGCAUAUUCUUGCUCGUCGCCACACUCCCAGUCGUGGAAUCCGACACCAGCGAAGAUUCCGACGAUGGCUUUUCCACAUUGCAUGCUGGCGGCGGCUGCGGGGACUCGAGACACGUCGCUCCCGCCAUCUCGGUCGGGGCGCACGAAGCGGAAGCAGAAGGGGAGUGGGAGCGCUACAGACGGCAUUCACGCAGGGCCAGCGUGGUUUCCGCUCAACCAUGCUCGUCGCAACCCAUAGUUUGUCUUGAAACCGAGGAUACCGCUGUCGAACCGCAAGGGGCCGGGGCCGGGGCCGGGGCAGAUGAGCCAUCCUUGGCGAAAGCACUGUCCGUCAUGGCAUCUACCAGCCACGAAGACGAAGAGCGACCAAGCUGGAACCGCUGGCUCGCGUGUCUGCAGCUCUUCACCGGCCCUCUGUUCGCCAUGAUGAUACUCUGGGCAAACAUGCGGGAGGAGCUCUCGAGCCCAGGCAGGACGUUGCUCAAGAUGACGCUGUACACGCUUGUCUUGUCUCUGGUUCUGCUGGCCUUUCUCUUCGUCUUCACGUCGGAGCACAAGCGGCCCCGGUACCAUUUCUUGCUCUGCUUUCUGGGUUUCGUCAUCAGCAUCGCCUGGAUCUCCACCAUUGCCGGCGAGGUGGUGGGGGUGCUGAAGACGUUUGGCGUCAUCCUGAACAUUUCAGAGGCUCUGCUAGGCUUGACCAUAUUCGCGGCGGGAAACAGUGUGGGCGAUCUUGUGGCCGACAUAACGGUGGCACGACUGGGCUAUCCCGUCAUGGCUUUAUCGGCAUGUUUUGGCGGCCCAAUGCUAAACAUACUGCUGGGGAUAGGCAUCGGCGGCGUCCUCAUGAUGGUGCAAAAGGCGAACAAGAAGCACGCAAAGCACCCAACCCGGCCGAUCGAAUACGGACCGUACAGCGUAGAGGUCGGGCCCACGCUCAUGAUCUCGGCGGUCACUCUGCUCAUCAUGCUCACCAUGCUGCUGGUUGCCGUGCCGCUGAACAAGUGGAUCCUCAGCCGGAAGAUUGGAUGGGGCCUGAUUGCGCUGUGGACGGCGAGCACGGUUGCAAACGUCGUCGUGGAGGUGACGGGCGUGUGGAAGGAAUCAUGA